Molecule: messenger RNA, 7513 nt
Organism: Calliphora vicina (urban bluebottle blowfly)
Lineage: Eukaryota; Metazoa; Arthropoda; Insecta; Diptera; Calliphoridae
Gene: tai
Product: taiman
Exons: 13
Coding region: 421-6558 (2045 amino acids)
Biological process (GO): positive regulation of transcription by RNA polymerase II; cellular response to hormone stimulus
Cellular component (GO): nucleus
Molecular function (GO): protein dimerization activity; nuclear receptor binding
Source: RefSeq, a predicted model, not a curated record
AUUUGUUCACAAUUAUUACAAUUUGUUAUCCAAAUAAAAAGUGUAUUUAUAUUUACAACAAAAAUAAAUUAAUCAUAGUUACUUACAAUUAAACAUUACUUGAAAUACAAUUCUCAAAUACACACUGCUGCUCUUCUAUUGGCAAAACUAAAAUGGAAAAUUUAUAAUUAAAAUCGGAUUCAUUUACUGUCAUUCCCUUAAGCAAGCAAUACAAGUAGCAACAACUAAUUGCUGGAUUCUUUUAUUUGCAACAAUUUUGUGGAAUAUUUAACAAGUUUUAAACAAUUAGUGUGUAAACGUGUUAAAUUUAAAUAAAAAGUUUAUUAUUUGUGUUUGUUAAUAAAUUCACCUUUAAAUCACUCAACAAUAAAUAAACGGGCUUAUCUAACGCUGCAGCUAACAGAUGAGCCCCAACACCACAUGUCAAUUGCUGCAGCCGAAAAUGCAGGGCUUGGCCCAUCUGACAUACCAGACCAUUGGGCAUCAACUUUAUCAACAGCAACAAAAUCAUCAACAAGUACAACACAAGCAGAAACUAACUGUUCAGCAAACUCCCUUAAUAAUACAAAUAAUUUUACAACAGAUUCGACGCUACCAGCAGCAGCUACAACAACGACAAUUUCGACAUACACAUCGGCAUCAACGUACACAACGUCAGCAACAGGUGCUGGUUCAGCAACCAUUAACAACAUUUGCAAUCUGCCGCGUUCAUCGCCGGCUGCAGCAACUGCUGCUGUAACGGUUUCAAACGCUGGCUCAACCGUGUUAGGGCUGGCACCGGUUAUUCCAACCUCGGCCGGUGUUGUACCCCUCCCCACCACUAUAGGUAGUGUUGGCAGCGCGGGAGGCGGUGGAGGGGCUGCUACAACAUCAUCAAUUAUUGCCAACCAUAGAAACAAUACAACAACAACGGAUUCCAUUAACAGCGUUUCGCCAACGGCAGCUGCAAAUGUGUUUUUAGCUAGGUUUUCUGCUUUACAACAGCAACAACACCAGCACCACCAACAACAGCAGCAGCAACACAACAUAUUUUUAAACAACAACAAUUCAUUGCUUAAUAACAGCAACAAUUUGUUGCCCUUGCAUUUGCAACAUCAUCAACAGCAACAUCCUUCAUUGCAUAAAGCUGCUACAACAGCUGCCAACAUAGCUGCCGCUUUACAACGUUCUGCCAAUAUGAAUGCGGUGGCAUCACCGAUCUCAACCAAUUCAACGACGUCGUCGAAUCGAAAAAUACGAAGGAAAAACGAUUCAAAAGCUAAUUUGCCACAAUCCCAAAUAAAUAAGUGCAAUAAUGAAAAACGACGCCGUGAGUUGGAAAACAAUUAUAUCGAGCAACUCUCAGAGUUUUUGCAACUUAAUAAACGAGGUGAUAUGACCUCAACCAAACCGGAUAAGGCGGCUAUACUAAAUCAAGUUGUGAAAACGUAUCGUGAUAUUUGUGACAGAGGCCAAAGUCGUGAUAUUUCUUCGUCAUCGUCAACACUGGCAUCGGCAGGAAACACAUCAUCUCCAUCAACAACAACAAUUUCUUUAACAACGGCGACCUCGGCAAAUAGCGCGAUCACCAAUAAAAAUAACAGUAAUAACCAAAACACCUCAACACGUUGCAGUCGUUGUGCCACUGAUAACUGCUCCAUACAUCCGGUGCAACAAGGUGAAGUGUCAUCAACAGAACCACCACUGCCAGAACCAUCACUGCUAAACGGACAAGUGCCUGAAAUUUCGGCAUAUUUUGAAGCAUUAGAACAUUACAUCUCAUCGGUGGGCUGGGUUCUGUUGCAGGUUAAUUCAGCAGGCAUUAUUGAAUCGUGUACUCAAAAUAUACGAGAACUGAUUGGUUAUGAGAAACAAGAGUUAUAUCGUCAACCGUUGUAUAUGUACCUAUAUCCUGGAGAUCAUGCCAAAUUGGACCCUAUUAUAAGAAAUAUGUCUUCAUCAUCUUUGGGUGGGAACAGUGGCAGCAGUGGAGGUGGUAAUGGUGGCAUUCAUGAUGUCAAUUCUGCAUGGGGUCUGGGUGGUGAAACGGAGGAUCAUACUAGUAAUUGUAGUAAACCGGAGCGUAGCAAUUCGACCAAAGUUCGAAUGCUAGUCAAAGAUAUGCGUUCAGCAACACAAACCUCAGGUUCUUCAACAACCACAAAUAAUGAUAAUAGUAAUUCAAUGGACCAAAAACCAAAAUAUGAGGAAGUUGUUUUAAUGGCUGCUCCUGUUAAAGACGAUGGCGAUUCGUCCUCGGUUUUGUGUCUUAUAACAAGGCCUGAAGAUGAAUCACCAUUGGAAAUGAACAUUCAACAGCAUGUUCAACAUCCGACUAUCGAACAAGUAACCUUUAAACUUGAUAUUCAUGGAAAAAUUAUAACAUUAGAUGCCACCACUUUAAGGGAGCCUUUUAAAAUGCAUCUAUCGCAAUGGUCAGGGCGAUUGCUGCAAGAUUUGUGUCAUCCUCAGGAUUUGUCCGCUUUAAAGACACAUUUACGUGAUAUACAAGAUUCCACCGCCGGCCUUAAUUCUAUAAAUGCGUCGCAGUCACCUGGAAGUGGAGUAGGCAUUAAUCCACCCAUAUCGAAUGUUACAUCUAAACCAUUUCGUUUACGUUUGGGUGCACCAGACGUUUAUGUGCACGUGAAAGCAAAUUCAAGAUUAUUUAUUAAUCACACACCUGGAGAAAGUGACUUUAUAAUGUCGGUCCAAACUUUGUUAAAUACGGAAAAUGAUAUGAAUAGUAAUAACACCGGCAUGAUGACUGGAAACAGUGGACUGUUAACCACCGGUAUGGCUGCCAUGUCUCCUGGAUCUUCAUUGGUAUCUUCGUUGGUUUCCAAUUUGUCCAUGGACUCGUUUGUUAACAACAACUCAGUUUCCUCACCUCUGGUUAAUGUCUCUGGUUUGGGGGGAUUAGUUGGUGGAGGCGGCAUGCCUCCUCAUACGACCCAAACAACAAAUGUGGGUGGUCCUCUAAUGACAUCGGCAGUUAUUAAUGGUAAUGGAGGUGGUGGAAGUGGUACCGGUGGGGGAGGUCCAGUGACUGUUAAUAACGGUUCUGGUAUGAGUUCCCAAAGAUCUGCUUACACAACUGCUACUACAUCAGGAGUUGCUUCUAAUAAUUCUUCGUUAGUUAAUUCAUUCACAGCUUCACCUGCUGGACAUGAAGGUCCUUCAUUUUAUAGUAAUGAAUUCGAAUUAGACUUGCCACAUUCCUCAUUUGAAAUUGAUCCAUCCGUCUCGGCAUGGAAUGAUUCGAGACCAAAUUCCCGUGCAUCUGUGACUACACCUGUAAGUACACCGAGGCCUCCUUCGGCGGGGCAUGGCUUUAGUCCAGCUGUGUGUCCGUCACCAUCUACACCCUAUCAGUUGUCUUCACAUUCAGCGGCUAGUUUGCCUUCUCCGCAGUCGAAUGCGAGUCAAUCGGGAGCUUCAGUAGGAGGCGGGCCAGGUCCAUUUGGUUUCGGUUUUCCCUCAUUCGAAAAUACUAGUGAGAAAGUGGAUAAGGAUAAUUUAAACAACAACAACAAUACCGGUAGUAGUAACAAUAACAACAUGUCGAGUGGAAGUGGUGUCAGCAUGACUGGAAGCGUAUCUAACGGGGGUAAUCAAAUGAUGUUAGGCAGUGCUGGAGGUCCCGUAUUAGCAACUAAUCCACAGCAACGGAACCAACCACAACAUACAACCCAAAAACCAUCAACGGAAUCAGAACGGCUAAGGCAUUUACUCACCAAUAAAACUCACUCUUCUGCCACAACAUCUCUACAUGGAUCGGAUGGUGAUGAUACCAAGUUUUACAAACAAGAAGACGACAAGGAAAGUUUACAAUCCAACAUGACUGGAAUGUUCAAAAUGGGACAAGGCUCUAUUGGUCAAGGAGCUAUGGGAACUUCUCGUAUGUUUAGUAUGCAAAAAAAUGCCAAUUCAAGUAAUCCUAUGUUAUUAUCGUUACUUAAAUCUGAAGAUGACGAAAAAGGAGGUCCAUCUAUGGGGCGUUCUGGUGAUAUGGUUCGCAUCAAAGAUGAACCUCAUGGAUCUCAUGGUGGUGCACAUAGUAAUCCGAACAAUUUGUCACCCGAAGAUUUAAGGCGCAUCCUAAAACAUCAGGGUGAUCCUGCAAUGACACGCAAACGUUCUUUAAAUGAUCCUGAUGAUGGUCUGUCGGCCAAAAGAAGCGACGAUCGCCCCUCGAAAUUAUGUGAAACCAAUAAAAUGUUGGCACGUUUAUUAAGAAAUCCUCCAAAGAAUAUCACCAUGAAUAUACAAACGGGUAUCAAGAUAAUUCCUGAUAAAGUACCAGCAGCCGUCGGUCGUGUUUCCUCGACUCUUAGUGGUCUUAGCAACGCGUCUACAUGCAAUAGUAGUGGCAGUAUGUCAUCUAUGAAUAAUAAAAGUUCAGCAAUAACAACAAUGGCAGGGUCUGGUGCUCCGGCGGGUACUGGCCGAGGCAGAGGACAACAUAAGCAAACGCUUCAGCCACAACAGCCUUCCGACGUCUACCUCACUCAACAGCAACAACAGCAGCAACAAGGUUUAGAUCCUAUUCCAGGUGGAACAAAUUUACAACGACCACCUCAGUCGCACCAGCAAACGCAUGGACAAAUGGAAUUUUCCUCAUCCUCAUCAACCACGGUGGAUCACCCGUUUGCCACUCCUCCUCUAAAUACAACGGCUCCCUCAACAACAUCUACCUCAACUUCUAAUGUGACAAUUGGUACCUCCUUAGCUGGCUUGGGUGAUGGGGAUUCCGAACUCUCCAAAAUACUUGAUAGUGUUAUGGACUACGUAACCGAUGAUCAGCAGUUUGCACCCACUACCCCUACCGGUUUGACACCUCAACAAAUUAACGAACGUUUAGCUAUAAGCGAAAUACAAAAAUCGCUUAUGGUCGAAACUUCAGCAUUUAGAAAUGGUCCUAAUGCCAUGAUUGGUAAUCAAACCGCCCAACAAAUGUUGCAACAACAAAUGCAGCAACAACAACAGCAUUCCCAGCUACAGCCCCCUGCAUACCCGGGCAGUAUGAUGACAGGAACUGGUGCGAAUACAAGUAGCAUGACACCACAGCAGUUGCAGCAACAACAAAUACAAAUGAUGCGCAUGCAGCAAAUGUUGGAAACUAUGAGAGCCAAUCAAAAUUUCCAAAGACCUCCUCCAAAUUAUCCAGCACGUGGUAGGGCACCUCCUAUGAAUGCUGUAGCAACACCAGGUGGUGUAAUGUCUGCAACACAGCGAUAUCGGACUUUGGCUCAGCAACAAAUUGUCCAACAGCAAAAGGAACGACUGUUGCAGCAACAGCAAAAACAACACAUGUUAGUGCCAGAAAACGCAACUGCACGCAAUGACCAGUUGUGCUUAAAUCCCAACAUCGGUACUCUGCUCAACACUGUCGCUCCAAAUGUUACCUUGUCACGCACAAAUAUGCCACCCGACUCACAAUUAAGUCCAAAUUUUGCCCAAACCAUGCUGCAACAACAAUUAAGUCCGAGCCACAGAAAUGCUCCUUUUAGUCCACAAUCUAAUCCAGGCUAUGGCCCUCAAUAUUCCCAAAGUGGACAGCGCUUGUCACCUCAACAACAACAGCAAUUAUCGCAACAAGCCUCAGCACAACAGCAACAACAACAAAUGGCAUUCCAGAGUAGUAACGCCGCCCAAUUAUCACCAAGGCAACCGCAUUUCGGCAACCAAGGAUCUAAUACUCCCGGAAAUGCUGGCAUACCUUCACCUGGUAUAGCACAGAAUGCUUCGACACAACAGUGGUCAGCACAGGCUCCAGUUAAUCCCCAACAAAGAGCUCAUUCGCUACAGCAGCAUAACCCUAUGUUAAGUGCUCAAUUACAGGGUGUUAGUCCUUACAAUGCCCGCCAGUACCAACAACGAGGACGAAGCCUAAAUUCUCCUGGUGGAGCGGUACCGUCCGGUCCAAGUGUUUCGUCUGGUCCACAAGGUCCUGCAGCUGCUGGAUUACAGCGUCAAAAUUCAUUUCAAACUAAUGACGGUGGUGGUUUUGCAUCCACAACACCAAAUUCCCCCUCGCCACAGUCUCCGUAUGGAGCUGGUAAUGUGUUCCAACAGCAACAGAGUCAGCAGCAACAAAUGCAACGCAUGCAACGACAAACAAGUAUACCGCAAGCUUCACAACACCUACCAGCUGGUAAUCCCGCCUCUUCAGAUUAUGUUAAACAAGAACUUCGUGCUGUUGUAAGUGGCCGAGCUGCAGCAGCAGCUAAUUCGGGUGGAAAUGGUGUGCCAGGAGGUGGAAGCGGCAAUGGCCCAGGAGGUGGGGCUGGUAUACCCAGCGGUUUACGAGUUGCUACUCCACAAAGCCCACAUGUACCACAAACUUCUCAGGGACCAAUGUUAGGUACAAAUAGUUCGAAUUCAAUGGUCAUGACACAGCAGCAGCAACAACAACAUCCACAAACAUCAAUUAGUAGUGGUAAUGUUACCAAUAAUUCGUCAGUAGGAAGUAGUACUGGAAAUGGCAGUACGUUGCUAAAUACACCAGGACCAGAUCCAACAAUGGGUUUUAAUUUUGAUCCACAGGAUUUUUUUGGUAGCAACUCAACAAGGUGACCCUAAAGUGUAUUUUUACCCUAAUGUGUCAACAUUCAAUGCCGACAACUCUGAUGCGCAUACAACUUUAUCCUGAUACAUAUGUACGAUGCAUUCAUAUACAACAUAAAUACAAAUAUUUACGGUAUACAUAUGUAUGUAUAUCGUAUAUGUAUGUAUCAACAACUACAACAACAUACUACGUAACAAUAAGGUGCAAUAGUCCGUUUUCUAUUUUUAUUUUCUUUUUUAUUUAAUAUAUAAACUAAAAAAACAAACUUACUAUUCUUAUAUACUCACACACACACACACACAUACACAAAACAUACAGACACAGCGUUAGCAUUUAUUUAAAUUAAAUUUAGUGAAAUAAAUCAUUAAAGGCAAAAUUAUAAUUCAACUCAGCACUCAUUGUUUUGCCUUUAAAACUAACAAAAAAAGAGAAACAUUUUUAAAAUUAAGUUAAAAAGGAAAAUAAAAAACAAUUUACUGCAUUUUUUUAAUUAAAAGUAAGGGUUGAACUUCAACGAAAAACGUUUUUUAAACCGAUACGAAAUUAUCUAAAAACAGUUGAAUCUUUAAAUAUAUAAUUGACAUUUCAUAAAUUACGUUAACGUUUAACAGCAAGAUAACAUAAUGCACUCUAGAAGAAAUAGGGGUUUUUCAAAAAAAAAUAAAUAAUUUUUCAGUAAUUUUCUACAAAAAUAAAUAAAAAACAAAACACAAAAACAAUUAUUAAAUACUUUUGUAAUGCUAAGAACUUUUAAUAUUAAACAAAUUAUAAAUAUAUGUACAUACAUACAUAAAAUAAUUAUGGGACUAACAAAAUAACAAAUACCUUUUUUUGCGUCCCAAAUUUUCACAGAUUCCCUCUUCCUAUUUUUAAACAUUAAUAAAAAAUAUAUUAUAUAUUUACUACAUAUUAAUGUUAUUAUGUAUUUAAAUAUUAAAAUAGCAAAUUUAUUAUAAAAAAAAA